Cyprinodon tularosa is the source of this 8595-nucleotide messenger RNA. It is a transcript of the gene zswim8, whose product is annotated as zinc finger, SWIM-type containing 8. Gene Ontology annotation, cellular component: Cul2-RING ubiquitin ligase complex. The record is from RefSeq and is a predicted model, not a curated record. Bases 1190 to 7000 code for a protein of 1936 amino acids. The transcript is spliced from 26 exons. NCBI's taxonomy places the organism in Eukaryota, Metazoa, Chordata, Actinopteri, Cyprinodontiformes, Cyprinodontidae. Gene Ontology annotation, molecular function: zinc ion binding.
UGUAGGUUAGAGGGUUUAACCGGAAGCUGGGAUCAGCUGAUGGAGGAAGAGCUGGGAAAUAGGUGAGCCAUCUUCCCCCGGCAGACGGAUUCGGACUCGAAGCUUUGGUUAAAGACAUAAGAUCAGAAGGAGGUCGGUGUCAUUGGAAGGAGACGGACGGGUUUUAAAAAGGAAAGAUAACCGGAGGAAACGGUGAAGGAAUCUGGAUGGAGCAGUUCUGACAGAGGGAUAUACCAGCUGAUUAUAUUCGACACAAAAGCCCCGAACAGCAUUAACAAAGAACUGCUAACACGUACCAAAUGGAUUAAUAAGGAAUUAUGGCCCAGCUGUAUCCUGUGUAAUUAAAGAAUGGCUCCUUAAAGCCGCUUCCGGUCGCUGCAGUACACAGUGUGCAGCACGAGCCUGUAAACAAACAGCUAGCUUCAGUUAGCCGACUGCUGCUUAGCAUCCAGGUGCUAAUACACUGAGCUAAAGCUGCGGGCUGAAGUAGGGAGAACCGAGAUAAACGGAAACAAACUGUCUCAAACUAGACACCGCGUCUCCAAAGCUCUUUGGGUUGGAUGGGGUUUGUUUACGACAUCCAUGUUUGCAUUAUUUAUAGAGAAGUUAGCUUUAGAGUUAGCCUGGUACAGUUAGCUAGCCGUUAAUAUUUAACAACUGCAAACUGAGCGUUUAAAGCGGCUUUAUGCAGCUCUGAGGGGUAAACAUGUCAUGUUAAAGUCUCUGGUCCUGACACCUGUUGACACACUAUUGACAGAAACUGUUAGCAAAGCAAUGCAGCUGAUUGGCUGAGCAGAGGGGGGGAUGAAGGAAAACAGCUUCCUGAGUUUUUAAUUAGUCUCUGCUGGAGGACUGAAGGGAGAAUAAUAAUCCAACCUGACUGAUUGCUUAGGAGGGGAAUUGAUUUAUCCUUUUAACUGUAUCAGUUUUCCCUGAAGCAAACCAGAGCAGCAGGUUAGUGAAAUGCUGCCCUGCUCAUUAUAAGGAGACUCUUUAAUUCAAACAGGUUACUUUUAUUGUUCUAAAUAUAUUUCAUUGUUUGAGCUUGAGCACAGCUUGCAUAGUGUUUCUGCCAUGUAGCUAGCUGCGCUUUGGGCCAAUUAGGAAGUUCUAGUAGCCAGUGGGCCACUGACCUCCUGCUGCAGCUUCUAGCCACAUUCAUCCAGAUCUACAGCUUUCACAACACGAGAUGGAACUAAUGUUUGCUGAGUGGGAGGACGGGGAGAGGUUCUCCUUCGAGGAUUCGGACAGGUUUGAGGAGGACUCCCUGUGCUCCUUCAUCUCCGAGGCUGAGAGCCUCUGCCAGAACUGGAGAGGAUGGAGGAAACAGUCUGCUGGGCCCAACUCCCCAACCGUCAAGAUUAAAGAUGGCCAGGUGACUCCCCUGGUGGAGUUGUCAGCGAAGCAGGUAGCCUUUCACAUCCCUUUCGAGGUGGUGGAGAAGGUUUACCCGCCGGUUCCAGAGCAGCUGCAGCUCCGCAUCGCCUUCUGGAGCUUCCCUGAGAAUGAGGAAGACAUCAGGUUGUAUUCCUGCCUGGCUAAUGGGAGUCCAGAUGAAUUCCAGCGUGGAGAGCAGCUGUACAGGAUCAGAGCCGUCAAAGACCCCCUUCAGAUUGGCUUCCAUCUCAGUGCUACAGUCGUCUCCAGUCAGUCGGGUCAGUCUAAAGCAGCUUACAACGUGGCAGUCAUGUUCGACCGCUGCCGCAUCACUUCCUGCAGCUGCACCUGUGGUGCUGGGGCAAAAUGGUGCGCCCAUGUGGUGGCUCUCUGCCUCUUCCGAAUUCACAAUGCAUCAGCAGUUUGUCUGAGGGCUCCAGUUUCUGAGUCUUUAUCCAGGCUGCAGAGGGACCAGCUCCAAAAGUUUGCCCAGUACCUCAUCAGUGAAUUGCCUCAACAGAUCCUGCCCACAGCCCAGAGGCUGUUAGAUGAGCUCCUGUCUUCUCAGUCCACAGCCAUCAACACUGUGUGUGGAGCUCCAGAUCCAACGGCGGGACCUUCAGCAUCUGAUCAGAGCACCUGGUAUCUGGAUGAGUCCACCCUCAGCGAUAACAUCAAAAAGACCUUGCACAAGUUCUGUGGGCCUUCUCCUGUGGUCUUCAGUGAUGUGAACUCCAUGUACCUGUCCUCCACCGAGCCACCGGCAGCUGCUGAGUGGGCCUGCUUGCUGCGCCCUCUUAGGGGGCGGGAGCCCGAAGGCAUCUGGAACCUUCUGUCCAUCGUCAGGGAAAUGUUUAAGAGGCGAGACAGCAACGCGGCCCCGCUGCUGGAGAUCCUCACUGAGCAGUGCCUUACCUACGAGCAGAUCAUCAGCUGGUGGUACAGCGUCAGAACCUCGGCGUCCCACAGCAGCGCCAGCGGCCACACCGGGCGCAGCAACGGCCAGUCUGAGGUGGCGGCUCACGCCUGCGCCAGCAUGUGCGACGAGAUGGUAGUUUUGUGGAGACUGGCCGUACUCGACCCCACUAUGAGCCCCGCCAGGCGGCUGGAACUGGCGAGCCAGCUGAAGCAGUGGCAUCUGAAGGUGAUCGAGAUCGUCAAACGAGGACAACAUCGAAAAUCCCUGGAUAAACUUUUUCAGGGCUUCAAACCCGCCGUGGAAUCCUGCUACUUCAACUGGGAGGCGGCCUAUCCGCUGGAAGGGAUCACAUACUGCAGCGCAGAUAAGAAGAUCAGCACCUUCUGCUGGCCCAGGGCUAUGCAGCUCCAGAGGGGGGCUAAAGCCGCAGCAGGAGAGCUGUCUGACAUCGGAGCAGGGAACAAAGCUGAAGGCCUGGUGGUGGACUAUAAAGGAAGGGGGAGUAGCCAUUUUUCCCAGCAGGAGGUGGCUGUGCGGCCGAAGGAGACGAUCCUGAGCAAACGGAAGGGUUUGUCACUGAGUGGAGGAGGAGGGAUGCUGGUCCGCCUGGGAGGGAACGUCUCUCUGUCUUUGGAAGACGGUGGAGGGAAGUGCAUGUAUAAAGGGGCAGCUUCCUCCUCUGGGGGCAAACUGAAGCUGAUGCAGGGAGGGGGGAAGGUUCCGUCCACAGGAGGAACUGGAGGAAGCGGAGGCAGCGGAAGCAGCAAGCAUGCUAACGCUAAACGGAGAACCAGCAGCGAGGACAGCUCUCUGGAGCCGGACCUUGCCGACCUUAGUCUGGACGACAGCUGCAAUCUGGCUCUGGGGGCAGAGGCCUGCAACACGUUUGAGUUUCUGCCCACAUCAUCAGAGGUUCUCCCCUCUGCGAGCCCGCUGCUCCGAGACUCGUCUAAAUACAGCAGAGGCAGCGGGGGGAGCAAGAGUUUUGAUGUGAAGCAUGCCGGUCACGUCCCAGCUGCAGAGUCUGCUCCGGGCUCUUUUACCUCCAAGGAAAACAUGGACUUGGCUGCGGACGCCACGGAACGGGAUGUGGAGGCGGACGCCAAUCCUGGCCACGGGAUUGACGCAUGUAACAGCGAGCAGCCUGUCAGCUCCACAGUGUCCGGGGGCCCUGAAGCCUUCGCCGAGGCCGAGCCCAGUGGAGCAGCAGCUGGAGCAGCCAUCCAGGGUGUGGAAGCUGUCGGCGCAGCUUCUGAAGGAGAAGCUCUGGCGGAAGAUGACUACCAGGCGUACUACCUCAGCGCCGCAUCUGAGGAGGGAGCAGAGAAACAGCUGGCCGACAGCCACCAGGAGGAGGAACCAGACAUCUUUGCUGGAAUUAAACCACUGGAACAGGCAGGACGCAUGGAGGUGCUGUUUGCCUGUGCCGAAGCGCUCUAUGCUCAUGGCUAUAGCAACGAGGCCUGUCAGCUGGCUGUGGAGCUCGCCAGAGACCUGUUGGAGAACCCUCCUGACCUUAAGGUGGAGCAACCUCAAACUAAGGGGAAGAAAAGCAAGGUGUCGACCAGCCGUCAGACUCAGGUGGCCACCAACACGCUGUCCAAAGCUGCCUUCCUGCUCACUGUUCUCAGCGAGAGGCUGGAGCUCCACAAUCUGGCCUUCAGCACUGGGAUGUUCUCCCUGGAGCUACAGAGGCCGCCUGCGUCCACUAAAGCCCUGGAGGUGAAGUUGGCCUACCAGGAGUCGGAGGUGGUGGCGCUGUUGAAGAAGAUCCCCCUAGGCCUGGUGGAGAUGUCGGCCAUCAGAGAGCGGGCCGAGCAGCUCCGGGACGGAAACCUCUGUGACUACAGACCUGUGCUGCCUCUGAUGCUGGCCAGUUUCAUAUUUGAUGUCCUCUGCACCCCAGUUGUGUCUCCCACUGGUUCCCGUCCGCCCAGUCGAAACCGGAACAACGAGAUGCCUGGAGACGAGGAGCUGGGCUUUGAGGCGGCUGUAGCUGCGCUCGGCAUGAAGACGACCGUCAGUGAGGCAGAGCAUCCUCUGCUCUGUGAGGGAACCCGUCGGGUUAAAGGGGACCUGGCUUUAGCUCUGAUGAUCACCUACAAAGACGACCAGAGCAAACUCAAGAAGAUCCUGGAUAAAUUGUUGGACAGGGAAAGCCAGACCCACAAACCUCAGACUCUGAGCUCAUUCUACUCUAGCAAGCCAGCUACGGCCAGUCAGCGGAGCCCGUCCAAACAUACCGCCGGGAACCACGGUGGGAUGGGAGGGGCUGCCGGUGGCGCCAACAAACACGCCCUAUCGUCAUCCUCAUCAAACACCGUGGCCGCGUCAUCUUCCAGCUCUUCUUCCACUGUGGCUCUGGCCGGGGAGGAGUCACAGCCGACACAGGUGGAGCUUAGCCUGCUGCAGAACAGCACUGCCGGCGAGAGCACCGCGGAGACCAAGGAGCAUGCUGCAGAUGGAGGCCAGUUAUCAAGUGAGCAUCAGAAUGAGACGGCAGCCUUUAAGCUAGAGGCCACUGUUCCCAGUCGACUGGCACUAGGGGGGCGCUGCGGAUACAGCCAACGCUGCUGGGGCUCACCUGUCCGCCAAAAGAAGAAGCACACCGGCAUGGCGAGCAUCGACAGCAGCGCUCCGGAGACCACUUCGGACAGCUCCCCCACUCUCAGUCGAAGGCCCCUCCGCGGCAGCUGGGCAGCAGCCUCUUGGGGGCGGGGCCAAGACAGCGACAGCAUCAGCAGUUCAUCGUCCGAUUCGCUGGGCUCCUCCUCCUCCAGCGGGUCCCGUAGGGCCGGCGGUGGCGGGGCCAGAGCCAAAAGCACCGACACAAGCAGGUAUAAGGGCCGCCGUCUGGAGUGCCACGCCCCCCAUGUACCCAACCAGCCGUCGGAAGCGGCGGCCCAUUUCUACUUUGAGCUGGCUAAGACGGUGCUGAUCAAAGCUGGGGGUAACUCCUCCACCUCCAUCUUCACGCAGCCCUCAGCCAGCGGAGGUCACCAGGGGCCUCACAGAAACCUGCAUCUCUGCGCCUUUGAGAUCGGGCUGUACGCGCUCGGCCUCCACAAUUUCGUCUCACCCAACUGGCUGUCGAGGACCUAUUCCUCCCAUGUGUCCUGGAUCACUGGCCAAGCUAUGGAGAUCGGCAGCGCCGCUCUGAAUAUUCUGGUGGAGUGCUGGGACGGCCACCUCACUCCGCCGGAGGUGGCCUCCCUGGCAGACCGGGCGUCACGGGCCAGGGACCUGAACAUGGUCCGGGCGGCUGCAGAGCUGGCCCUCAGCUGCCUGCCUCAUGCCCACGCCCUCAACCCCAACGAAAUCCAGAGAGCCUUGGUUCAGUGCAAAGAGCAGGACAACGUGAUGCUGGAGAAGGCCUGCAUGGCAGUGGAAGAGGCAGCCAAGGGUGGAGGCGUGUACCCUGAGGUUCUGUUCGAGGUGGCCCAUCAGUGGUACUGGCUUUAUGAGCAAUCCGUGGGCGGGGGCACCACCCAGCAGCGGGAGCCCCCCAGCCGCUGCGGGGCCAACGGGAGCUCUGGUCGGAGGGCCCCAGAUACCGCUUGCGUAGUGCUGGACGGCGGAGCCAACAUGGAGUCCUCGGGGGUGGGAGCGGUGACGGCGGCCGUCACGGCGGCAGCCAUAGUGCCCGUCAUCUCCGUGGGCUCCACCAUUUACCAGUCCCACGCCAUCCCCGGCCAGGCCAUGUCCCACCCCCACAGCCAAGGGCUCCACCCGUACACAACCAUCCAGGCCCACCUCCCCUCCGUCUGCACCCCCCAGUACCUAGGACACCCUCUGCAGCACGUUCCUCGGCCCGCCGUCUUCCCCGUGACUGGGGCUUCGUAUCCUCAGGGGAUGCAUCCAGCUUUUAUUGGUGCCCAGUACCCUUUCUCCAUGGCCCCUGGCCCCCAACCCACGCUGUCUGCUGCGGCUGUCACCUUCCCAGCUGUUCCGGUACCGUCCAUGACUCAGAUUGCCGUCCACCCCUACCACACCGAGACGGGCAUGCCCCUGGGAACCACUGUGGCAGUGGGCAGCGUCCACUCUGGCCCCACCAUUCAGGCCAUACAGGGGGCCUCUCUACCUGCAGUGUCCUCCCAGCCCGCUCCGUUGGUGAGCGCCCCCUUCACAGCAGAAGAGGAGCAGCACAGCCAGCCAAUCAGCCAGCAGGGCCUGCACUACCUUCAUUCGGCCUACAGAGUUGGUAUGCUGGCGCUGGAGAUGCUGGGCAGGAGAGCUCAUAAUGACCAUCCCAACAACUUCUCCAGAAGUCCUCCUUACACAGAGGAUGUCAAGUGGCUGCUGGGACUGGCUGCAAGGCUAGGAGUCAACUAUGUGUACCAGUUCUGUGUUGGAGCAGCCAAAGGAGUACUGAGUCCAUUCGUCCUGCAGGAGAUCAUCAUGGAGGCUCUGCAGAGGCUGAAUCCUGCUCACAUCCACGCCCACCUCCGAACACCCGCUUUCCACCAGCUGGUGCAGCGCUGCCAACAGGCCUACCUACAGUAUAUCCAUCACCGGCUCAUCCAUCUGACCCCCGCUGACUACGACGACUUCGUCAACAUCAUCCGCAGCGCCCGGGGGGCUUUCUGCCUCACGCCAGUAGGAAUGAUGCAGUUCAACGACGUUCUGCAGAAUCUGAAACGAGGCAAGCAGACUAAGGAGCUGUGGCAGCGCAUUUCUCUGGAGAUGGCAACGUUCUCCCCGUAAAGACGGCUAACGCGCGGAUAGCACUCAGCCCCCAGCUUUACUACUGCCACCUCACCGAGCCAGGCACCUCCAUACAUCUGUCAGGGGCCCUGCUCUACGGAUUCUGCUAAAAGUCUGUGUAACCCACCCCGUGUCCCUAAUCCUCAGAUUCCCAGUUUGUUCAGUAAGAUCUCAGCGGAGGGAACAUUCAACACACUCGAUUGACCACAGUUUAACUCUGAGCCACAGUGAACUCCUCUCUUCUAGAUCUAUUGAUCUUGCCCACCUUUUGUGUUUCAAGUGUUUUGUUUUUUUUCCUCUUAUCCGUAUUUCCCACUGGUUGAAAAAUCCAUUUAAAACCUGGGAACAAUCAGCUUUUAGUGGCAGUGGGAACAGCUCACUGACACGUCUACCCAGGUCAAACGACUCAAGAAGGUUCUUUGUCAUGCUGCAGCUCUUCAGAGCAGGGAAGGUCGGUCUGGCGUCUAGGGCAGCGUGGCACAAUAAGGCCGCUUUCCAACUGAAAACACAGUUUUGCUAACUGACCCGGAUAGACGGGUGUCAGUGAGCUGUUCCCACUGCCACUAAAAGUCAACUGUUCCCGAGUUUUUCGGCCAGUGGGAAAGCGGCAUAUGAAGCAGUUUCUAUGGGAAUGUGUUUGUGUUUUGUAUAAUCUUUUUAAUACUUUGUACUAAGAAUGCAAACAUGGGUAGAAUGUUUAGAGUGCUUGGCAUGUGUGAUCCACCGUUUCUUUUUUGCUCCAGACCAAAUCAGGAGGCUUUCUGACAGACAAUCUUUAUGAGGAAGCAUCCUGGAAACUGCUGAGUUCCUCCUGGCGUCUCAUGAAGGGUUGAUCUCCAGGUGGUCACAGAGAGCGCUGCGCAGCGACCACUAGUGGAAAAACUGGAGUUAAAUCAUUUGGUAUCUGACCACAGCGGGGUGCUGGAUAAGAGCUGUCACCCUGUAGCUCACCUUUUUACAUUCGAUCAGCUUCCAAAUAAGAAGGAACUGUGGAAACAUGCAGGACCAGGAGGAGGAGGCGCCAGAUGACGGACCAGAACCAGUGGCGGACUGAUGCUGGAUGCAAGUUCUAAACUGAAAGAUGUGGGGCCCCAUUAUGUGUUAGUCUUCACUUGAACCUUUGUCUCAGCGAAUAUUGAGGUAUGAGCUGCGCAACAGCGACCGCAGCCCGGGACUGGUGUUUGGACAGCGUCCCUCAGACGGACAGGGCAGCUCAUCGCAGGCCGAGCCUGUGGAAAGGACACUCGGAUCCAGCUGUGGCACGUUGCCACGCCUGAGUCCAGACACACGUGUGUUCCAACCUGAGUGUCUCCUCAGUCAGGUUCGCUCCAUGGUGCUGUUACUUUAGCAUCCUCUGUCCAGACAGCUGUCGUUUAUGUUUUUCUGAACCGGUUCUAAGCCUCACAAGUGACGUUGAGUGUAGAAAUUGUUCUGUAAUAUUUUUGUAUUCCUCAGAACUUUAGCUUAAUCCAUUGGUUCUAUAUAAACAUAUUGUUAAAGAUUCUAAUUUAGAGUAAAAAAAAAAAAAAAAAAGUGGAAGAGUAAGAAGCAAUACUAAAAGUUUAGAGUUUACCUAAUAAAGAUGAUUGAAAACA